CAUUGUAGUAGCGUCAAUAACAACCAGAAAGCGUAAUAUUUGUCCUUUCAAAGCAUAUAUUUGUAAGGGACUAUGUUUAGGCUCAGUAAGAGCAACAAGUCUGGUGGUGGUCUUGCUGGUUUCAUUGAACAAGCAAAUGUUUAGUGAGUGGAUCGAAAUGCUUAGCAGCUUCUCAACCUCAUCUGUUGCUAUGUGUUGACCUUCGAAACCCAUUUGCUGGCACAAGUCAUAAGUUUUCAACGUAAGGUAUGUCUCCAGAGGAUAAACCCCAAAGUUCCCCACUUGGUUUCAGUCACAUCAGGGAGGAUCUCCCUCUGAGUCGUCGUGACCUAGACAACAGCGAUGAACCAGAAGAGAACAGGGCGUGCACUAGUGUCCAGGCAAGAGCUGAGUCUGGCCCCGAGAACUUCAGUAGUGGGAAGAGCCCUUUUCUGAAAGUCCUAAUAGAUGCAGAAGCUGCUUCCAGCGCUGCAGCAAUCCAGCUUGUGGCUUUCAAAGAUGCAGUGGACAACGAAUUUGCUACCUCUGGGAAGUCUACCAAAGACAAAAGCCAAAUCACCCGCCAGAAAGGACUUUUGCUGGAGAAGUUGGAAGAAUUCAGGCGUCUGAAUAAAUCAGUGCGACAGAAGCUAAAACAACUUCAAGAUGCAGAGGUAUAUCGAAUUGAUGCUGACAGAAAGAUGGAAACUUUACUGAAAUGGAUCAGAAACGCUGAAAGUGAAAAUGAGAAUUUAAAAAAAGACCUCGAUGAGACCGAGAAGAAGAUUGGUAAACUGAUGGAUUUGCGGAGAGAAGAGCAGGAGAACAUUAAAAGCUUAGUUCACACCACCAAGUCCAUUGAAGCAACUCGUACUCACCUGCAGGGGCAGCUGCGCAACAAGGAAGCAGAGAACAAUCGCCUGACUGUGCAUUUACGGACCCUGGAGAGAACUGUAGCAAAGCAGAAGUCGGAGACUGAUCAGCUGAAGACAUCCUUCGCCUCCCUGACCAAAAAGGCUGUGAAGGACAAAGAAUCUCUGAGGAAAGCUACGCAAGCACAGAAACUGAGAGCAGAGAGAUUCGAAGCUGCCAUAGAAAAGUGCAGUGCACAGCUAAAGGAAAGGGAUUCCCAACUGGCUAAAGCCCGUUCAGAAAGAGACUCCAGGAGACGGCGAAAGGAGCAGACGACGGAUGACAGAGAAAAACUUGUUGCUCAAAUAGACCUUAUGAAAAGUGAGUUAGCAGAGUUGACACUGAGGCUUCAGAAAGAGAGGGACGAGCUAACUGCAGCUAAUGAAAGAAUGGUGCAAAGCCUUGACAUACUCAUUGCUGACAACAGGGACCUCACCAUCACUAAUGCAACGCUCAAGACGUCCGUGGCUCAGUUGGAGGAGCAGCUCGCUGAUUGUGAGUCGGCGCUCGUUGAAGAGAAGACCAUCUCGCUAGAAAAGAAACAUGAAGCGGAACAAUGCCACUUUCAGGUUGCAGAACUCAAAGCUGAGAUUGACAGCCUUCAAAUAAAAUAUGCAAAUCUGUUGAGGGAAACAAGAACGACACAAGACAGGAAAGAAGCAGAAGUUGAGAAGGUCAGGCAGGAGCUGCAGGGACGCAUAGAGGAGCUGAGAGUUUACCCUGAGUUACUGGGUGAAGCCGAGCAGAGUCUCCUCCAAUGCCAGGAGAACCUGCGCAGGUUGGAGAGGCAGUGUUCGGAAAAAUCAGAGUCCAUUAAGCAACUGCAGUUUAAGAUGGAGACUCAAAGUAAACAGCUGAGAUCAUCUCUGGAGAUGAAAGAGUCUGUUCAUGAGGCCAAUGUGAAGGUACAAGAAAAAGUGAAUUCUCUCCAAAGAAAAAUCGACCAGGUGCAGCAGGAGAACCUGGAGCUGGUCCGGAAGCUAGCGGCUCAGGACGAGGCCCUUAGCUACAGCAACCGGCAGCUGGAUCAGCGCUCCUCUGAGUGUCAAGCUCUGAAUCGGCAGCUGGAAGCUGCUUUGUCGGAUGUCAGAGAGCAGGUGAGUAAAGUAAAAAGCCAGACUUCCUCCAGAGAAGAGGCUCUGCAGAUGAAAAUCCUACAGCUUCAGGCUGAGCAGAGCAGAAGGAAUAAUGAACUGAAGCUUCUUCGUGAGAGCAAGCAAAAUGCGGCGAAACAGUUUGAGGUGCGUCUAAAGAACCUGGAGCUCAGUCUGGACCAAUCAGAGAGCCACAAACGCAGCAUUCAGAAUUACGUUGAUUUCCUCAAAAAAUCUUACAUGGCAAUUUUUGAUGAAGGGGUGCAAACAUCAACUUUUGUACAAACAUCAUAUUUCCUAAAAUGAUGGUUUCCAUUUUUUUGUGUGUGGGUGUGUGCGGGCGUGUGUGUGUGUUACACUGUAAUAUUUAUAUCAAGUGAGAGUCAAGAAGAAGACAUUUUAUUUAGAGACAAUAACUGCUGCAUACAGCUAACGGUGAUAACCCCAAAUUUAUAGAGGUUUUGAUAGAUAUUUUAGCUCAGGUCCAAAGAGCGGAUGUUUCAUAUUUUGUUAAAUGGAUGCAUUCUGUAAAAGUGCUAGGUGCUAAAUCCUGGAGCUACAUUUUUAAACUGGUGCAGCAGAAAAAAUGACCCUCAUCUGUGCACUCUGAUGAUUUUUUUAAGAGAAAGUUGUUGAAAACAAAAACACCUAAGUUCAUUUGGAAACUAGAAUGAUGAAUGGUAAAUUGUUUUAUCCAAAAAUUUACUUCCGAUUAUUAAUAUUUCUACAAUGUAAAAUUUGAACAAUAAUGCCUAAUCGUCAAUAUUCCUUAAAUGGCCUUGGCUACAGUAGUAAGACUCUUUAUAUUAAUAAUUUAAGUGGCAGAAGACAUAUCUAAACUCUUCAGGCACAUUUUUGUGGCUUUAAGGAGUUGGUUUGUGUUUUCUGUGGACUAUGAAUGUUAUUAAGUCUUUGUUUCAAAGAGUUGAGAGGUCAGAACCUCAAACAUUUCACUGAGGAUAAUUAAACCCCGGGGUCAGUGGAGGGGAUUUAGAAAACUAAGACUCGUUGUUUGUUGAUAACAGGAAGUUGCCUGAAAAUGCAGGGUGUUGCACAGAGAAAGCUUCCACUUCCUGUGUUUAGCAUAUUGUCUGGGUGUAGUUGAUUUGAAUGCCUGAAAUCAUCAGAUUCCUUUUUAAGGACGCAUCUUCAGAUUGAGCAGAUGGUUCAAGGUCAAGGGACAGAUGGAUUUUUGUUUCUAAGCUCUUUAGUCUAGCCAGUAGCCAGUUGGUUAAUGACUUCUGUUUUCUUUGCACACACGAUUGGUUUUCAGUCCUGAGCUUGCAUCAUGUCAAGUAUGUAGAUCAAUUGUCAAAUCUGAUUAACUUGGGCUUGCCACAUGUGGGACAUGUGGCACUUAGGCUUUUUUGUCUUUGGUGAAUGGUAUAUGGAUUAUUUUUUUGUGUUUUUUUUGUUUUGUUUUUUUUACUGGAAACAUGUUCCUUAUUUACCUCUUGUCUUGUUGGAGAUCUCUGGCCUGCAUGUACUCAUUACCAUGUAGUGUUAUCUCUCUGUGAUCUCAGCUUUAUACACAAAAAUGUAUGUUAUUUCUCAGGAACAGUGAAAUUUGGUAAACAAUCUAAAGAAAACCAUAUUGAUCUUCUAGAUGAAGUUGUACCUUUAUAAAAGACAAUGAAAUUUCUACUAAGUGCAGCUUAUUAACAUCAAAACACAAGACACUUAUAUUUGCUUACUUUUAACACUCAUUAUACAUUACCAUAAAGUUAUCAGAUUGAAUCAGUUCUGUUGUUUUAGUCCCUUUUUUAGGUUGCAGUUUUGCAAACAGACAUGUACUGUUUAUUAUUUUUGCAUGCUUGUAUGUUACUUUUUUGUAUGCAACAGUCAAGUUGUAGGUGAAUGUACGAAAACAUCAGCGGUGGUUAGGAUAUUUUUAAUCCUCAUAAAUCUGCUUUUCCAAUGUCUCAAAAACAAAAACAUCUGUUUUUGCAGUGAUUUGUGAGAAGACGUGGUGCAUAUUUUCCUUUUCCUUCUCAGCUGGUAUGAGAUUAGUGAGGCUGUAAAUUAAUUUAUUUGUGAAGAUCUUGUUGCUGGUUUGCAAACACAAUUACUGAAUAACUGAAAACUUUUGGGAUGUUUUCCAAACACAUCUUGUAAUGGUAGUGGAUUACUGUAAUUAGUUUUUCUUGAUUUAAAUAAAAAUAAUAGUCUUUUUUUAUCCUUUACCGUCACUGUUAUCCGUCAUAAUCUCUAAAUUCUCAUAAACUAUUGUUUACUAGAUCUCUGUGUUCUUGCAAUGAUCUUUUAAAAUAUAAAAAUCCCAUUAAGAGUCCGAGGAAAACUGCACUUGUGGUUUUGUGUUAUUUUAUGCAUUUGGUUUCUUAGAUUCUUAUAGCAUCAUUCUGUUCUCUUGCCUUGUGAACUGGUGUGAGUGUUUGUCAGUUUUAGAAUAAUGUCACAUUAAAUAAAUUAAAAGAAGCCUUU
Molecule: messenger RNA, 4427 nt
Organism: Xiphophorus hellerii (green swordtail)
Lineage: Eukaryota; Metazoa; Chordata; Actinopteri; Cyprinodontiformes; Poeciliidae
Product: outer dense fiber protein 2-like
Biological process (GO): negative regulation of cilium assembly
Cellular component (GO): centrosome; ciliary basal body
Source: RefSeq, a predicted model, not a curated record